Molecule: messenger RNA, 2020 nt
Organism: Misgurnus anguillicaudatus (oriental weatherfish)
Lineage: Eukaryota; Metazoa; Chordata; Actinopteri; Cypriniformes; Cobitidae
Source: RefSeq, a predicted model, not a curated record
UGGAGCCUACAAGAAAGAGGAAAUCCUCCCCUGUCUGGGAGUAUUUUGAAAUUGUUGCUCACAAUAAAGUAUGUGUAAUUGUUAUAUUGUACUGUGUUAAUAUUAUAAGACACACUUUAUGGCAGUAUGGUCUUUCAUGUCUAUUAUUUCAUGUUUUAAGGUGAAAUGCUUGCUGUGCCAUAAGGAGCUAACAUACAGCAAUAACACCUCUUCCAUGCUCAGGCACUAUCGAGCACUGCAUGAGCAUGCACAAACUACUGUCAAUCCACAGACAAGUCAAAUUUCAAAGAAAGAAAUGGUGAAUGAGGCCUUGGUGAACAUGAUCAUCAAGGACUCCCAACCCUUUUCCAUCGUGGAGGAUGCUGGGUUUAGGGAGCUUCUGCAAGUGUUGGAUCCCACUUAUGUUAUUCCUACUCGAAAGGCUUUGAAGGGAUUGGUUGAAAAUAAAUACAGGGAGACUAAGGAGAAGACAAGAGAGCAGUUGCAGAAAGUUGUGUCUGUAAGCCUUACAUCUGACAUGUGGACAUCACUACACAUGGAUGCAUACCUAGCAGUAACCUGCCAUUUUAUCAAUGAAGAGGACAAGCUCUGCACCACUUUAUUAGAUGUACAACAUUUUCCUAAGUGUCAUACUGCAGAGAACUUGGCUACUGGACAUAUGAAGAUCAUGGAGGAGUGGGGCAUAAAAGAUAAAGUAAAGUGUCUGGUAACUGAUGCUGCAGCCAACAUGAUAGCAUGUGUACGAACAUUAAAUGUUAGGCAUGCAAUAUGCAUUGCACAUGCACUUAAUUUAAUUGUAAAGAAGUCUUUUGAUGACAUCAGUAGCUUCAAUGAAAUUCGCAUUAAAUGUAGAAAACUUGUGACAUUUUUUCGAACAAGCACUACUGCAAAAGAGAGACUGGCCCAAGUACAGGAACAGAUGGGGAGACCAGUUCUUAAGUUAAUCAUUGAAGUGGACACUCGCUGGAACAGCACUUAUAACAUGCUAGAACGACUCCAUCAGUUGAGAGAACCAGUGGGGGCAGCCCUGGCCUCUCUAAGGACUGACAUCACCCCUCCCACAGCACUGGAGUAUGAGGCAGUUCAAGAUGCUCUCCAUGUUCUUGCCCCUUUCCACCAGGCUACAGUAGAGCUUUCUGGAGAGAAAAGAGUAUCUGCCUCCAAAGUGAUACCUUUGAUGAAGAUGCUACAUCACAACAUAACAAACAAAUCUGAAGGCCUCAACACAAAUUGCGCAAGGCAGCUGGGUGACAGCCUGCUUCAGAGGGUCAGGGAAAAGGCUGUUCAUUUAGAAACACUAAGUGUCAUGACUAUACCCACAUUACUGGAUCCCAGAUUCAAAAAAAUUUGAUUUUUAAGUCAAGGAAAAAUGCAAGAAGCCAUAACAAGAUUAAAAUGUGAAUGUGCUGCUGUCAUCAGAAGUGCUGGUGUUAAUUCGGUUUCCACCAAUACCCCCCCAGCUCAGCUGCCAGCCUCUUCAGAAGCAGGCCAAUCUACAAACCACCGUAAGUAGAAUAUUUUUUGGGGGUGUAUAUUUUCACAUUUCUGAUUAGUACAUUGUUAAUGGAGAUUUUUUCUUUGUACUAUUACUUUUAGGUGACCUUUGGCACCUGCUGGAUAGCACGGUUGAUCUAAGUAGAAGGAGCUCAAGUGCAACCGCAGAUGCUACUGUUGAAGUGGACCGAUACUUAUCUGAAGUGAAUGUAACAAGAACGGAGGACCCACUUGUAUAUUGGGCUCAACACAAACAUCAAUACCCACACUUGUACCAGCUGGCACUGUCAUUUUUAUGUUGCCCUGCAUCUUCUGUUCCAUGUGAAAGGAUUUUUUCCAAGGCUGGAGAGGUUUUAUCUAAAAAGAGGAAUCGUCUUAAUCCCAACACACUACAAAAAAUUCUGUUUCUCAAUAAAAAUCAAUAAUACAUUCCAAAAUUAUGUGUUGCAAUUUUCUUCAUGGUACCCUCAGUCCCAUAAGCACUAUACAGCACUAAAACUACUAAUGGUUCCACUUUAUACACACA